AAUUAUGUAUGUGACUUUAGUUGCGUAGUCUCAUCUCACUCACGGACCAAAUCUACUUCACUCCUUCUUCAACGGCAAUGAAGUAAACUCAUCUUCUCCCAUUAAAUAUCUCACCUUCCCCACUUCAAAAAUGUUAAAUUUUCAACAUUUUUGAUUUCGACUUUUUUUCGGAAAUCUUUCGAAACCAUAAUUUGACAAUGUUUUACAAGAAUCAACUAUCUACAACUCACAUCCUUGUUGUCAUCUUGUUAUCCACAACUACAACAUUUUAUCCAUCCUCUUGUGAUUCAAAUUCUCAGCCUGAAAGCAAACAACAGCAGGACACUAGUAAUAGCGACAUUGUUUACAAAUCCACCAAAGAUAAAAACUUAGCAAUCAAGGACAGACGGGGGCCCAAUUGGCAAAGAAACAACGCAAUAAUCGACUUUGACCUAGAAGGUUCUCCAAGUUCAGAAGAGUUGGAGGCACAAUUGAGACCAAAACGUGGUGGUUACUAUUUCUACGGACAUCCACACAGUCCCAACUUUUUUGACCGAUACUUUGACAGAGAUCGUGGAGGCCAUGGGCGCAGAGACCAGCAGCAUCAUCCACGACAGCAGGAGAAUUCAUGGGGUGGCAGAGUCAUGAAUAAGUUUCGACAUAGGACAAACAACUUAUUAAAUGCAGCUAGCUCCGUUGCAUUUGCGCAUGAAAAUUAUGGAAAUGAAGAUGACAUUCCUGAUAAUGAGGCAGCCGGUUCGAGCUCUGGGGGUAGCUAUGGGGGUGGUCAUAGGGGAGGCUAUGGGAAAGGGGUCAACAAAUCAGCUGUGGGGCUGUUAGGUUUUCUUUCUCUUUUGUCACUGAUACAAAGCGGACUGACCACAACAACGGUAGCACCUGGACGAAGGCGUCGAGACGUGGCUGAUAAUUACUCAGAAAUUAUAGAUUCUGAAACCGUCAAGCUUGGACCAGACGCUGAACGUGAAGCACAGUCGCAAAAGAUCGCAGAUAUCGUUUUGCCACUCUUGACCUCAUUCUCAUUUGCAAUGCAAGCAGAUCAAGUUGCAGAACAAAGAAUGAAGUGCGUACUAAAUGAUGUAUGUGUCUCAAACAAGCGUCUCGUAGUGGAAUUUGGUGAACAUGGGAAAGAUGUCGGACUGAUGUUGGGAAAUGUGUUGGAAAGUAUGGCAAAAAAGAGGAUGAGCAAAGGUCCCACAAGUAAUGAACCUUUCCUCAAACUACGGUAUGCUGCAAGAGCUGGUAGAAAUCAGAGAAAUUGUGAAAAACAUUAUCCAAAAUGCGUAUGAUUAUGGUUGGGGUACUUGAUAAUAAUUAAUUAUGAUUAGAACACUGAUACUAAAUAUAUACGUAACAUGGUGCGUACAAACAUAAUAUUACAUACAUAAGCUGUAUAAUAAACUUAUUCUAGUUAGUAUAGUGGUUGUUCUGUAGUGUAAUUUAAAAAUAUGCUAAAUUUGAUGCUAUUUACCAUCAAGAUAAAUAUGUAGUAUAUGAUCCCAGAAAUUCUUAUCUGCGUGUACGACCAAAAUUUACCUGAUUAUUAUGCACGUUGGGAAAUGUUUCUGCUAAUUUAAUUGCCCAAAGUUCAUAUCCAGCCGUAUUUUCUGGAUAGUUCAUUUUUAAUUGUUGAAUAUUUGGAAACAUCGUCCCCUCCGUAACUCCUCUCAAGAUUAAGUCAUCAUAGAAAGUUGCUCUAACCGUUGGACCUGAUGAAUCCGAAAUCCAUACAUUCAAAAUUUUGAGACGAGGCAACUUGUCACAUAUUGUAGGCUCAAUUUGCAAUCCCUGUAACAAUAAUUUUACAUCGUGGUGAAAAUUAUUUAUAUGUAUUUAGAAACUGUAAAAUUAUUUUAUUUCACCUCGAAAGAGAAGGGAUAAACAUAAAGCGUCAAAUAAAACAGAAUCUGGAACAUAUUCAACGCCAUCACUGCUCAACGAAUCCUCGUACUCUGAAAUAUGGAAAAUUAGACUAAUUAUGAGUAAUCUGUUCAACUAAAACUAAAUGCUUUUAUAGAAAUAAAUUUAAUUUAUAUGUGUCAAUA
Messenger RNA from Folsomia candida, 2042 nucleotides. RefSeq lists its product as uncharacterized. The transcript has 6 exons. Lineage: Eukaryota; Metazoa; Arthropoda; Collembola; Entomobryomorpha; Isotomidae. The record is from RefSeq and is a predicted model, not a curated record. Bases 198 to 1286 code for a protein of 362 amino acids.